Messenger RNA from Blepharisma stoltei, 573 nucleotides. The record is from the annotation of a GenBank genome assembly. NCBI's taxonomy places the organism in Eukaryota, Ciliophora, Heterotrichea, Heterotrichida, Blepharismidae.
AUGUCAAAAGCCCCAUUCUUAAUGGCUGAUGCCAUGAAUAUCGAUUUAGAAGUCCUAGCUCUUACAAUUGGUGUUGACCGCACAUCUCAACUGUCCCAAACUUCGCAUGAUGCAAUUCACGCUUUAUUAGGCAAUCUCAAGCCUGAACUGCACAAAUUUUUUAUAUUUAUACGUGAUUCUCUUAUAACAUACGUUCAAAAAUUCGGAACUAGGGCUUCAGGGAUACGUUUGGGAGUAUCUAGCUACAUUUUAGAUACAAUUCUUGAAGCUUCUGACAACAAUUUUGUAUAUUAUCCAUCCUCAGAUUCACUAGCCCAAGGCAACGCUCUUUCAGAGUCUGAUCUUCAAUUUUCUCCUGAAGGAAGAAGACUUUAUUCACGCGAAUUUAAAAUAAAAGUGGUCACUGAGUAUUUGGCUAACAGAGACCUGAACGCAAUAGCUAAAAAGUUUGGGAUUCAGCAGGCUCAUCUAAGUAGCUGGAUUUUUAAGUUUUGCAAAGGGGAUGAGCUGGCGAAUAAUAGAGGAAGAAUAUCAAAAAAGAACAAAAAUAUUUUUGUAACUAAGAGGGAUUAA